Phytophthora infestans T30-4 is the source of this 663-nucleotide messenger RNA. RefSeq lists its product as uncharacterized. The record is from RefSeq and is a predicted model, not a curated record. NCBI's taxonomy places the organism in Eukaryota, Oomycota, Peronosporomycetes, Peronosporales, Peronosporaceae. The transcript has a single exon. Bases 1 to 663 code for a protein of 220 amino acids.
AUGAACCCCGCGCGAGCACUUGGACCUCAGCCGCCACCGCGUCAGCGCUUUAUGGAGUUUAUGCAGACCGUAUCGACUUGUGAUGCGCUGUGCGAACGAGAGAACGCUGCGUUGCGAGCGCAAGUGCACGACCUCAUUGAGCUGCUGGCGGCGUUUGAUCUUUGCGAGAUUGUGGACGCUCAUCUGAGUGCCGUACGCGAGCGUGCAUUCAGCCGCGACAUCGCACCAGACGCAGCGCUGCUCCAAGUGUAUCGCAUGGAGCGUCAGCUACAGCAGACAACGAUCCUGAAUAAACUGGAUGGUGAGUUCAACGAGCGUGAACACGUGAGUGGGCUUUCUGAGCAAGUUGAGAGCAGUUUGAGCUCUGAGAAACGUGAUGGCGGAUCUCUUCAACUGCGCGUUGGGAUCCUGGAGCGAGAGGUGGCAAACUUGCACCUCCGUCAAGAUCUUCUCUUAAAAACGAACCCAAGACUCAAAACCCCUGCAGCUGUGGACGGCCACGGCGACGACAAAAUGAAGAUCUUAACUCAGCAGCAGCAGCGGAUCACUGAACUUGAGAAGGCGCUAGCAACGAUGUCGGCCAAGAACGCAGAGCUGAAGCAGCAGGACUGUCGCUACCAUGAAGUGGAAGAGAUCCUUACAGAAUUUAGCGAACGUCAAUAG